Sycon ciliatum is the source of this 1167-nucleotide messenger RNA. RefSeq lists its product as uncharacterized. Bases 1 to 1167 code for a protein of 388 amino acids. The record is from RefSeq and is a predicted model, not a curated record. Lineage: Eukaryota; Metazoa; Porifera; Calcarea; Leucosolenida; Sycettidae. The transcript has a single exon.
AUGAUUGUGGAUGACGGUGAGGGCAGCCACCAAGACGACUCAGUGGAUGAGUUGGAGAGACUCAGGCAACAAGUAGCAGAAUUGAACUUGAAAAAUGAGAAGCUUGACUUAGAACUGCAGUCCGCUAAGUCGUCUCGGGAUGUGAGUGUGGGUCUUUGCUCCAAACUGUGGAAAGAGCAAAAGACAUUGGAAGAGGAGCUCAGGCAGACAAAGGAAAGCCUGGUCCUGCACAAAUUUGACAUCCGUAGGUUCUCUGAGAAGGCCCACAUGGUGAAGCUCUACACCGGCUUCACGUCAUUUGACAUGUUGAUGGCAUGUUUUCACUAUCUGGAGUCAGACGCUGCUGAGAUGCAAGCUUGGAAAGGAUCGAGGACGAAGCUUGAUGGUGAGCGACUCGGGAGAAAGAAUGGUCCAUUGCCUAAACUCAGCCUGGAGAUGCAAUUCUUCUUUGUAUGUGUCAGGUUACGGCAAGGACUCGUGUUGGACGAUCUGGCAGAUCGAUUCAAGGUGGACAGUUCAACCCUGUCAAGCUACUUCACGUCAUGGGUGAAUUUGAUAUAUGUGACCUUUAAAGAAAUGCUGGUGUUUCCGUCUCGUCGGCGUAUCGACAAAGACAUGCCCAAAUCUUUCAAGAUAUACUACCCCACUACUAGAGUCAUUAUUGACUGCACCGAGUUUUUCAUCGAGCGGCCGUCCCGUCUGUCCACCAACAAUGCAGCAUUCUCGGCUUACAAAAAUCACACCACGUGCAAGUCCCUCAUUGGAAUCACUCCUAACGGAACUAUCUGCUUUGUCUCCACGUUGUAUGAGGGGUCAAUCUCGGACAGGGAUAUAGUCAUUGACUCGGGCUUCAUCUCACUGAUGGACCAUGGUGACUCAGUCAUGGCGGACAAGGGCUUCAACAUCCAAGACCUCCUUGCUCCAUACGGUGUCCGGCUGAACAUUCCACCAUUUAACACCAAGGCACAUCAAAUGCUCCCCCAGGGUGUUGUCAAAACGAAGUCCAUCGCUGCUGUAAGAAUUCAUGUGGAAAGAGCCAUCAACCGCAUCAAGCAAUAUCGUCUUCUGGAUGGUGUCAUUGACAACAAUUUAUUUGAUAUUCUUGAGCAAGCUGUCUUCUCAGCGUGUGUUUUAUGCAAUUACCAACCCACAUUGGUUGCUACCUGA